AUCUUCACAUCAAAUCUUCCUUCCUCCUCCUCCUCGCACAAGCAUAGACAACGUCAUGUCUGUUCAAAAGAUCCUUGCCCGCCAGAUCUUCGACUCCCGUGGAAACCCCACUGUCGAGGUUGACCUCUGGACUGAGAAGGGCCUCUUCCGUGCUGCCGUUCCCAGCGGAGCCUCGACCGGUAUCCACGAGGCUCACGAGCUGAGGGAUGGAGACAAGAGCUCUUACCUCGGCAAGGGUGUCACCAAGGCUGUUGCCAAUGUCAACGACGUCAUCGCCCCUGAGCUCAUCAAGGCCGGCCUCAAGGUCACCGACCAGAAGGCCAUCGAUGACUUCCUCAUCAAGCUCGACGGAACUCCCAACAAGUCCAAGCUCGGUGCCAAUGCCAUCCUCGGUGUCUCCAUUGCAGUGGCCAAGGCCGGCGCUGAGGAGAACGGUGUUGCGCUCUACAAGCACAUUGCUGGCCUCGCUGGUGUCAAGCCCCCCUACAUCCUCCCCGCCCCUGCCAUGAACGUCAUCAACGGUGGCUCGCACGCCGGCAACAAGCUCGCUCCUCAGGAGUUCAUGAUUGUCCCCACCGGCGCAAAGUCCUUCACCGAGGCCAUGAAGGUCGGCACUGAGGUCUACCACAACCUCAAGAAGGUCAUCCAGGCUCGUUCGGGCAUCGACGCUACCAACGUUGGUGACGAGGGCGGUUUCGCUCCUCCCCUCGAGGGCGCCGACGAGGCCCUGGAGAUCCUCACCGAGGCCAUCGAGAAGGCCGGAUACACUGGUCAGGUCCACAUCUCGCUUGACGUUGCCAGCUCGGAGUUCUACAAGGAGGGCAAGUACGACCUCAACUUCAAGGACGAGAAGAACCCCCACCUCAUCACCGGAAAGGAGCUCGCUGACCUCUACAUCGGAUGGAUCAAGAAGUACCCCAUCACCUCGAUCGAGGACCCCUUCGACCAGGACGACUGGGAGGCCUGGUCGUACUUUACGGCCAACAGCGGCGUCACCGUCAUUGGCGAUGACCUGACUGUCACGAACCCCCUGCGUAUCAAGACGGCUAUCGAGAAGAAGGCCUGCAACGGUCUUCUGCUCAAGAUCAACCAGAUUGGUACAAUCUCGGAGUCGAUCCAGGCUGCUCAGCUCUCGCAGAGCGACAACUGGUCGGUCAUGUGCUCGCACCGCAGUGGUGAGACCGAGGACGUCACCAUUGCCGACCUGACCGUCGGCCUGGCUACGGGCAUCAUCAAGACGGGCGCUCCUUGCCGCAGCGAGCGUGUUGCCAAGUACAACGCCCUGCUCCGCAUCGAGUCGCUCGAGAAGGACUGCAAGUACGCUGGCAUUGCUGGUUUCACUCAGGGCGACAAGGCCCCCGAGGUUCUCUCGUGGGGCAAGUAAUGUGAAUGAGGUGACCUUCGGCGAGGCGAUAGAUGCAACGCCGAGCGCGUGCCA
This is a messenger RNA of Acaromyces ingoldii, 1438 nucleotides long. Its product is annotated as enolase. Gene Ontology annotation, biological process: glycolytic process. The transcript is spliced from 8 exons. The coding region runs from base 56 to 1384 and encodes 442 amino acids. The record is from RefSeq and is a predicted model, not a curated record. Gene Ontology annotation, molecular function: phosphopyruvate hydratase activity; magnesium ion binding. Lineage: Eukaryota; Fungi; Basidiomycota; Exobasidiomycetes; Exobasidiales; Cryptobasidiaceae. Gene Ontology annotation, cellular component: phosphopyruvate hydratase complex.